Molecule: messenger RNA, 452 nt
Organism: Pelecanus crispus (Dalmatian pelican)
Lineage: Eukaryota; Metazoa; Chordata; Aves; Pelecaniformes; Pelecanidae
Source: RefSeq, a predicted model, not a curated record
AUACUGUUCUUCCAAAGUUCAACAUCGACUUUGUUGUAGCUCUGCUGAGGCAAGAAAAUGCUAAAGAUAUCUGUGUCAUCCAGCUACCUCCAGAAAUAAAAUACUGUGAUUAUUUUAUAAUUGUGAGCGGAUCUUCAACACGACAUCUUCAUGCAAUGGCACAUUACAUGCUGAAAAUGUACAAGCAUCACAAAGAAGAAAGUGAUCCUCAUACUCAGAUUGAAGGGAAGGAGACAGAUGACUGGCUGUGCAUUGAUUUUGGUAGCAUAGUGAUACAUUUCAUGCUGCUGGAGACACGAGAGGCAUAUGAAUUGGAGAAGCUAUGGACUCUCGGUUCCUAUGAUGACCAGUUAGCACAGAUGACUCCACAGUCACUGCCAGAAGACUUUAUAUUUGGACUGACUCCUAACAGCAGUGAUCAUCUUGAGACAAGAACUGAAUGCAACUGCUGA